GCCGUCUGUUCCUGCUGAGAUCCGACAUCGAUGAGUCCACACCAUGAAGCUCCAGUGUGAGGUUGAAGUAGUGAAUCGGAUGCUUCCUACCUACGGUCUGAAAAACAGAGGAAAGGGAACGAGGGCCGUGCUGUCGAUCGGGAGACAUUUCGACAAGACUACGCAGCGAAAUAACAUUUACCUGAUGAUCUGCACAGCGAAGGACAAAGCAGGAUCGAAAUAUAAGUUAAAGGAGAACAUCGAGAAGUUCUUCACCUGGUUUGUGGACGAAGGCAAGGCCACUGUGAGACUAAAGGAGCCAGCUGUGGAUGUCUGCCUGAGUAAGGCCGAUGCCAACAGCCUGAAGAACUUCCUCUCUGCUGCCAGGCUGGCCCACAGAGGAAGUGACAAUGACACCCUCCCCUUGUCCACCCUCACACCCGUUCGGGCCCGGGAUGUGGAGAAGCCCAAGAAGAGGCUGGUCAUCAUGUCCAAGAAGGACUACCCCCUGACCUCCAACUUCCCAUACUCCCUGGAGCAGUUGCAGGUGUCCUACUGCAAGCUGUCCCGAGUGGACAUGCGCAUGCUGUCCCUGAAGUGCUUACGCCGGCUGGACCUCAGCAACAACCACAUCAAGAAACUGCCAGCCACCAUCGGGGACUUGGGCUGCCUUGCUGAGCUGGUGCUACACAACAACCACCUGGAGGCCUUCAGUGAGGCCCUGUGCCUCUCCAGCCUGCAGCGGACCCUGCAGCACCUGGACCUGAGCCAGAACCGCCUGCGGGCCCUGCCGGCCCAGUUCUGCCAGCUGCGGGAGCUGGUCAACCUCAAGCUGGACGACAACCGAUUGGUGAGGCUGCCUUUCCGCAUCGGCUGCCUCUCCAAGCUGCGCUUCCUCUCCGCCGCCCACAACCAGCUUCCCUUCCUGCCCAGCGACUUCCGCAAGCUCUCGCUGGAGAACCUGGACCUGUUUGACAACCCCUUCACCCAGGCCAACCCCCUGGACCACACCAUGCAGCUCACGUUCCCCCUCACCCUGCAGGAGAUGGCUUCUCGAGCUGUGCUCAACCUCAGAAUCCCCUAUGGGCCACGCGUCCUCCCCGCCCACUUGUGCCGGGAGCUUGACCUCGCCAAGACCUGUUUCUGCAGCCGGGCCUGCCUCAGCUCCUACAUCCAGACGGCGGUCAGCAUGAACCUGCACCUGGUCUCCCACACUGUUGUGCUGGUGGAUGACAUGGGGGGCACGGAGGCCCCCGUGCAGAGGCACUUCUGCUCCCUCACCUGCUACUCUGAGUACCUGGACAGCUGCCUGCAGCGUGGCCUGAGGUGACUUUGGAGGAGGUGGGGGGAGGGGGCAGAGUCAGCAGUGCUAGUGGAGAGCCAGGUUUAAGGCUUAGUGACAGACGGCUCCCAUCUCCAUGGAGUUACCAAGUACCUGGACCCCGUCAUCAAUCCCAUCAAUCCUCAUCAAUCCAGCAUCUGGCGCGGCAUACAGACUCACCCCAGGAGUGCAUUAGCUGCUUAUCAGUGUUACGGAUUGAGAGGUCAGAAGUGACAGGUUUGCAGGCUUUUUUUUGUCAUGGCUGCUGUUUAAGGAUGGUGCUCUUUGGACAAAUGAUCCGAUUCACAAUGUUCAUAUGCUGUUAGCAGGGACAGAGAACACCACAGUUACAUUGACACAUAAGUUUGAAAGGCAGCUUCAGAGCAUGAUCAAGGAGUCAACAAAUUACACAUGUACACAGUAUCCGUCACUGUGUUUGUGUGACCAUACAUUCAUAUUUAUACACAAAAUUCAAGUAAAUUCUUGGAAUGCCAUGAGUGCAUCAAACUGCACUCUUUCCUCAAUGAAACAGUAUUGCAUGCAGUGGUUGCUGAAACCACUUACAGUAACCAGCUUGGUUAUUGUAAGUCUGCUCAUUCUGCUCUCCAGAAUUGUUUACAAAAUUGUAUCAGUUUUCAUCAAAGCACCUAUUUUUGGUUGGUGUGAAAGAGUGCAUCAGUGAGGCUUCUGAAAGGUUUCUCAUAUUUGGCAUUGUAUUUAUUUAUAUUUGUUGGGUACCAAAUGAAAAAUGAAAGGAAGUGGCAUGAAGACAGUUUUGGAUGUGCUACACAUGAAAAGUCAGCAGAAGAAUAAAGCUCACUCUGGAUUUUGUGUUCAUCCACAUCAGAAUUAGAUGCUAACGGGAAUGCUCAGGACAAACCAACCCAAUGUACCAAACAGUGUAGAUGAGUCAACCACAAAUAAGAACACUCAAAGUGGACAGUAGUUUGUGUAGUACUUACAUGAGAUUGAGCUUGUGCGUGCAUGCCACACCUCUAACAAUACUCUAUGUGGUGUGAGUGAGCUGCAGCAGCUGUCUGUCUGUAAAAACAUUAUCACCAAACUUCCAGUUUGUUUUAAACUUGAUAUUUUUUUUACAUGGGAAAUUGUACCAAAACUUGCCUCAGAAAAAGAGUGAUUUUGAAGAAUGUGUCUUUCCUAAUCUUCCUAAGAUCGUUUUUGUUUUUUUUAUAUAAAUAUAUAAAACAGAUUUGUUUAAGUGGUCAUUAAGUCUUCAUUAAAUAGAAUUUUUCUUUGGUUUAAAGGAUCGUUACUUAACCGUACAUUUACUUAUCAUGCAGAACAAUCAAAAACAGAUUUGGGGCCAAUUAGCAGUUGGAGGGUAAGUUUAUAGCAUUGCCCCACUGUAAUACAACAUGGUUUUACUUGCAGACUGAUAACAAGCCUACUCCUACACUAAAAUUCAAAAGAUACUUGUAAAUGGAUCUUUAAUGGUGUCAAAUCAAUGAUUACACCAUGACCAUUACAACGUUCUUCUCCUCAUGCUGAAACAUCUGGGUGUUUUGAGUGACCAAUAAGUGUCCUGAAAUAAAAAACAGUGACCUCACUUCAAUAGAAUCAACCUGCCACAUAUACCUCUGUCUUCCUCAGAUGAAUAGGUAUGGCAAUGAACAGGAACUGAUUGUGUUUGGACUGAUUAGCUUGGAUGAGUAUUGGAGACAUGCAUGACAGCUCAUUUAUUGAGAUUGUCUUGGUUUGU
This is a messenger RNA of Megalops cyprinoides (Indo-Pacific tarpon), 3020 nucleotides long. RefSeq names its product leucine rich repeat protein 1 (gene lrr1). Gene Ontology annotation, molecular function: protein binding. The coding region runs from base 44 to 1309 and encodes 421 amino acids. The record is from RefSeq and is a predicted model, not a curated record. The transcript is spliced from 4 exons. NCBI's taxonomy places the organism in Eukaryota, Metazoa, Chordata, Actinopteri, Elopiformes, Megalopidae.